AUGAACCUUCAAUAUUCUUUCAGUGCCUUGAUGUCCCUGCCUAAGUUUAUUUCCGAAAAAGAUGUUGAAAUGCAAAAAAAACGCAGAGAAGCUGAGGGGAAGGGCGAAGAAAAAUAUGAUCAUAGGUCUUUAUAUGACCGCUUGCAGGCCGAAAAGCAUAGGAAGCAGGAGGAGUUUGAAUCCUCAAUCGCUUUCAAGAACCAAGUACAUAGGAUCGACGAGGAUGAAGCUAAAUAUUUGCAAACUCUUGCCGAAGUUAAUAAGAAGAAAGAGCUGGAUUCCGAGAAAGAAGUCGAGCAAAUCCUGAUGGAAGCUAAGAUAUCCUUUUAUCAAAUGAUCUGUCUUAUAGCCGCAUCAAAACAUAAUUCGGCCCUUGCUUUUCAAUAUAAUGUUUACUACUUUUCAGAGGCUGACGAAUCACUGGAAGAUCAUUAUCUCGACAUAAAUGCCAACAAUAAGGAGACUUAUGCAGCUAGCACAUCUCCAUCGUAUUCUCAGGGAAUGCAGGCAGUGCCAAGCCGCUCCUCUCCACCUCCUUCUCCCCCGUCAAUCUCGACUGCCACUGGAGAAGAAGAUGCAACUUCUGCUUCUACUGAGUCACGGAUUCUAGUAGGAUAUCUUCCAGGCAUUGGUAAUUAUGCUGACAGUCCACAGGAGAGUAGUAGCGACAGUUCGGAGAGCUCAGAGUCCACUGAUAUCGAGGAUGCAGCUUGUACAAUGUCUGAUUUAGUAGAUCGCGUAAGCCGACCCCCUCGUAAGGUUCACCUUAACGAAUGA
This is a messenger RNA of Protopolystoma xenopodis, 777 nucleotides long. The record is from the annotation of a GenBank genome assembly. Lineage: Eukaryota; Metazoa; Platyhelminthes; Monogenea; Polystomatidea; Polystomatidae.